Molecule: messenger RNA, 2134 nt
Organism: Cuscuta campestris
Lineage: Eukaryota; Viridiplantae; Streptophyta; Magnoliopsida; Solanales; Convolvulaceae
Source: the annotation of a GenBank genome assembly
AACACUGCGUUAAUACUAGUUGUAAACUUGUAAUUGUAAAUGCGUUAAUCUCCCGGCUCUUGCGAUUUGAAGAAAAGCUACCACCGUAGGAGAGAAUCGAGAUUCUUAAAACUAGACGGAGGGAAGAGGCAAGGCUGCUAGGGCCCGUCGAUCCAUAUUUCCGAUUCCCCAUCUCGGAUUCAACGAUUCUUCUGAAAGCCCUUGUGGAUUUAGGACCGGCACGGAAUGGCUCUUAGGAGGUUACUCAGCACUUCGUCUCCGGCCUCCCUUCUUCGGCCCUUGUCUAAUGGCUCCUCUCUUCGCUACACGUCUUCACUGCCCAAUCAAGCGCUUCAGGAAAAAGAGGACCCACGUGUUACGUGGACAAAGAAGUUGAAUGCCCCUCUUGAACAAGUUGAUCCAGAGGUCGCUGACAUAAUCGAGCUCGAAAAAGCUCGCCAGUGGAAGGGACUGGAGCUCAUACCAUCGGAGAAUUUUACAUCUCUUUCUGUUAUGCAAGCAGUUGGAUCAGUGAUGACAAACAAAUACAGUGAAGGAUACCCUGGUGCCAGAUACUAUGGAGGAAAUGAGUAUAUUGAUAUGGCAGAGAGAUUGUGUCAGAAACGUGCUUUAGAAACUUUCAAAUUGGAUCCUGAGAAAUGGGGAGUCAAUGUUCAGUCUCUCUCAGGAUCCCCUGCAAACUUUCAAGUUUAUACUGCUCUACUGAAACCACAUGAGAGAAUCAUGGCUCUUGAUCUUCCUCAUGGUGGUCAUCUUUCUCAUGGUUAUCAGACUGACACCAAGAAGAUUUCUGCUGUCUCUAUCUUCUUUGAGACAAUGCCUUACCGAUUGGAUGAGAGCACAGGAUACAUUGACUAUGAUCAGCUGGAGAAAAGUGCAACGCUGUUUAGACCAAAAUUAAUAGUUGCUGGUGCUAGUGCUUAUUCCCGGUUAUAUGAUUAUGCACACAUUCGUAAGGUAUGCGACAAGCAAAAUGCAGUAAUGUUGGCAGACAUGGCACACAUUAGUGGCUUGGUUGCUGCAGGGGUUAUUCCAUCUCCCUUUGAAUAUGCAGAUGUUGUUACAACCACUACACACAAGUCACUUCGUGGGCCUCGUGGGGCAAUGAUCUUCUUCAGGAAGGGGAUCAAGGAGAUUAACAAACAUGGAAAAGAAGUUAUGUAUGACUUUGAAGACAAAAUUAAUCAAGCUGUGUUUCCUGGACUUCAAGGUGGUCCACACAAUCACACAAUUACAGCCUUAGCGGUUGCUCUCAAACAAGCUAUGGCACCUGAAUACAAAGCUUAUCAGGAGCAAGUUCUCCGUAAUUGCUCUAAGUUUGCUGAGAGUUUGUUAGAUAGAGGGUAUGAUCUUGUAUCUGGCGGGACUGACAAUCAUUUGGUCUUGGUAAACUUAAAAAAUAAGGGGAUUGAUGGCUCCCGAGCGGAAAAGGUUUUAGAAUCGGUGCACAUAGCCGCUAAUAAGAACACAGUUCCUGGUGAUGUGUCUGCCAUGGUGCCUGGUGGGAUUCGUAUGGGCACUCCGGCUCUCACAUCUAGAGGAUUUGUCGAGGAGGAUUUUGUUAAAGUGGCCGAGUUCUUUGAUGCUUCUGUUAAGUUGGCACUCGAGAUAAAGGCAAAGACAGAAGGAACAAAGCUGAAGGACUUUGUGGCAACUAUGAACUCAAAUUCUGGUGUUCAAUCUGAGAUAGAAAAGCUCCGGUCUGAGGUUGAAGAGUACGCAAAACAGUUUGCCACUAUUGGUUUUGAGAAGGAAACAAUGAAAUACAAGCAUUGACUGAACCCACCAGAGCCAAGGAUCUGAAGUCUAAUACACAUGGCGAGAUUUGAGUCCCGAAGAACAACAUAUCACAAUGUAUAGAACCUUUAAUAGCAUUACAAUUUGUUUCACGUUGACCGUGUAAGAUUGAUGCGAUGCAUUUUCAUGUUUAAUAAGUGGAAACAACUCUUAUUUGAUACUGUUAAUUUGGAUCCGAAAGUAUGAAUCAUGUAAUAAUAUCAAUUCUGAUGGCAAAUUCACCAUCAUCUCCGAUGGAGCCAAAAUUUCACCAUUUUUUGGCUUUGGAGUGUGAUUGAAUAAAUCAAAAUGGAUCUCUAAACUGUCUGCGCUUCUUUAAUUAAUGAAGUAGUAGUUA